AUGGGCGCCAACUUACUGAUUGCAGGUGGGUCGUUUUACUAUGUUGCCGCAGGUGCUGGCCUGCUGAUCAGUGGGAUUCUGGUCUUUCGCGGCGAUCAGCAGGGCGCGCUGCUUUACAGUGGAUUUUUUAUCCUCACUGUCGCCUGGUCGCUUUACGAGGUACAGCUUGAUCCGUGGGCGCUGAUGCCAAGAACCGCGCAGAUCAGCGCCGCCUUGAUCGCCGUUUUUGUGAUUGCCUUAUUUGUGGCCAAUCAAGGCCACGACGUCGGGUCCGCGCAGGGUUUGGCCUCUGGCACGGCCACGUCACCCUCCGGUGACUGGACUGAUUAUGGUGCCAGUAAAGCGGGCACCCGCUUCGCGCCUCACGAACAGAUCAACACCGAAAAUGUGGCCCAGCUGCAACGUGCCUGGACUCAUCGAACAAAAAUACCAGGUACCUUCAAAGGCACUCCAAUACAGGUCGGCAAUGGCCUUUACCUGUGUACCGGGCAGAACAUCAUUAUCUCCCUCGAUCCGGACACGGGUGCCGAACAGUGGCGUUUCGAUCCGCAGAUCAGCACCCCACCAUUUGGAUUCUGGGACACCUGUCGCGGCGUCACCUAUUACAAAGCACCCGCACUUACUACGGGUGACAUCUGCCCCGAGCGCAUCUUCACCGCCACAACGGAUGCCCGUCUGUUAGCCGUAGACAGCCAAACCGGCGAGCGCUGCAGUGAUUUUGGCGACAACGGCGAAAUCAGCCUGCUGCCGGGUAUGGGGGACGUCAAACCAGGUUUCUACUUUGUAACUUCCCCGCCGACAAUUGCAAACAAUACCCUUGUACUGGGUGGCUGGGUCGCCGAUAACCAGGAAGUGGAAGAACCUUCUGGCGUUGUACGGGGUUUUGACCCCUCUACCGGAGCACUCAAAUGGGCCUGGGAUAUGGGUCGGGAAGACCGUUCAGGUUUACCGCCGGCAGGCGAAUCAUAUACCCGCGGUACGCCCAACGUAUGGAGUCUUACCAGUGCUGAUGAAGCGCUCGGCUUAGUCUACGUACCCACCGGAAACGCAACACCCGACUACUAUGGCGGGCACCGCAGCGAAGCCAUGGAGAAGUACGCCAGCUCAGUGGUGGCUCUGGAGGCGGAUACCGGAAGGGUUCGCUGGCACUACCAGACCACCCAUCACGACAUCUGGGACUAUGAUGUACCUUCGCAACCGACCCUGGUCGAUAUUCCCAUGCAGGGCGGGCUGCGCAAAGCGGUUAUUGUACCCACCAAGCGCGCCGAAAUUUUCCUGUUAGAUCGGGAAACAGGCGAGCCACUGACUGAAAUAACAGAAGUGCCGACGCCUCAAACAGACGUGCCCGACGAGUACACAACCCCUACACAACCUUUUUCAACGGGCAUGCCAAGCUUUGCACGCGCGCCCCUCAGCGGUGUGGACAUGUGGGGCAUCACACCCUUCGAUCAACUCGCCUGCCGCAUUACCUUUGCAAAACUCAGAUAUGAAGGUCCGAUGACCCCACCUUCGCUACAGGGUACGUUGUAUUACCCUGGCAUUGCCGGGGGCAUGAACUGGGGCAGCGUUGCAGUGGAUGAGGUCAACCAGUUGAUGGUUGUCAAUGCGCUGCACAUGCCAUUUGUUGUGCGCCUUAUUCCUCGUGAUGAAGUCAGUGAAGACACAACCUACGGCCUGGGCGGCCGCCAGACAGGCACACCUUAUGCAGUUUACUCGAUGCCUUUCCUGUCGCCGUUGUUUGCGCCCUGUUUGCGACCACCUUACGGAGAAAUGGCCGUUGUCGACUUAACCACCCAGCAGACUCUCUGGCGCCGACCGUUGGGUACCGCAGCAGAACAGGGACCAUUAGGCAUCAAAACCGGCCUGCCGCUGCCUAUGGGCAUGUUUUACCAGGCAGGCUCAGCGGUCACCGGCGGCGGCCUGAUAUUCAACGGUGGCGUACUGGAUAGCACCAUGCGCGCCAUUGAUAUUCUCACCGGUGAAGAGCUCUGGACCGAUAAACUACCCGCAUCAGCGCAAGCCACGCCGAUGAGUUACGUCAGUCCGGCGACAGGUCACCAGUAUGUGCUGAUCACCGUUCCUGACGGUAUUGGCGCCCCCCUGGCAAGAGAGAAUGCGGCGCGCAAAGCACUUGAUAAGAACGCGGAAGGGGGUUACGUGAUUGCUUAUCGAAUCGCCGACUGA
Molecule: messenger RNA, 2184 nt
Organism: Symbiodinium pilosum
Lineage: Eukaryota; Dinophyceae; Suessiales; Symbiodiniaceae
Source: the annotation of a GenBank genome assembly